AUGGCGCUUACGAUUCAGCCUCCCUUCUCAUCCUCUUCCUGUUUCCUGGGAGCCAACGAAGGACCCUUCUGUCGGCCUUUGUGGUCCGUACCAUGCAAGCACCAGCACUGGCCAGGCCCCAGCAGCACCGAGAACCUAGCGGGAGCGCUCAGGCACCGCAUCCCUCGCCGCGCGCCCCGGUCUCCACGGCAACCAGGGAGGCGCCGACCCCUGACCCCGCGGCCCCGCCCGGCCCCGCCCCUCGCGUUCCCAGGAUCAACAUGGAGAAGGCGAACCCGGAAGUGCCGCCGCCGCCGCCCGCCCGGUGCUAGGAGCCGCUGGCCCGGCCAGGCCGAGCCCCGCGCCCGCAGCCCUGCAGCUCGCGGCCCGCCCCGCGCCCCGCCGGCGCCGGGGCGUCCGCGUCCCCCGCCCCGUCCCACUCCGCCCUCGGGCGACCCGCCUCCGUCCGGGAGGAGGAGCCCAGGCGAGGGGGAGGAGGAGGGAGAGGUUUGCGAGAGGGAGCAAGGCCGCGCGAGCCGCCGGCGGUUCGUAUUACCGGGGUUGGGAGGAGGAGCCGGGCCGGCCGGCGGGCGAGCGGGGCGGGCAGGAGGCGUGGGGAGGCGUAGGCGGCCUGGCCGCAGGAGGCAGGCGGGAGGCCGGGCGCGCCUCCCACCUCCACAGCCCCUGAGCGGCCAGGCCUCACCUGCCCGCAGGCCCCGGAGCCGCCGCCGCCCAGGGCCGUCCCCGGGCGGGCACCGGGGGACGGUGGCUACGCGAGUCGCGCGGGUCCGCGCGGAGGCCUGGACGGUGCGGCCAGGUGAUGUGGGCCCCUGUGCUUCUCCAGAGGAAAGGGACCCCCAGAGCAGCCGUGCCCCCGGGCUUCCCCCGCGAGGCGCUCUGACAUCUGCCCUAGGGUAG
Messenger RNA from Marmota flaviventris (yellow-bellied marmot), 897 nucleotides. The record is from RefSeq and is a predicted model, not a curated record. NCBI's taxonomy places the organism in Eukaryota, Metazoa, Chordata, Mammalia, Rodentia, Sciuridae.